This is a messenger RNA of Uranotaenia lowii, 3038 nucleotides long. RefSeq lists its product as uncharacterized. The record is from RefSeq and is a predicted model, not a curated record. The transcript is spliced from 5 exons. Gene Ontology annotation, biological process: regulation of potassium ion transport; regulation of muscle contraction. Gene Ontology annotation, molecular function: potassium channel regulator activity. NCBI's taxonomy places the organism in Eukaryota, Metazoa, Arthropoda, Insecta, Diptera, Culicidae. Bases 1689 to 3038 code for a protein of 449 amino acids. Gene Ontology annotation, cellular component: striated muscle dense body; plasma membrane.
ACCAGUGUGUACAACACUCUCCAGGCAGCGGUAGAAAGCAUCCUUGGACUAUUCCCAGUCAUCUCGCGUUGCCAUAGGAAUACCAUCUGCCUUGAGCUGUCACAGCUGGCAGGAUAGCCAUUUCUAGGGAAAAACUAACACAUUCUAGACAGCUGGGUUCAUUUAUCUACAUUCGAGCUGCUGCCUGCCUGCUACGAUUAGUGCCGAUAGCCUUACUAGAUUCCGCGUGUUAGUUGUGCUAGCUCUCUGCAGCAUUAGUGAACUCGUAAUUAAAGCAUCGAAAAGGUGUGAACCUAAUAGAAAAAGGAUUACAUAGCAGCUAUCGACACACCUCCAUCUCGCUUUGGAUUAGUGAAAAACACCUUUCGGAAAAUUACCUCAGAAGAUGGUCCGUAGGAUGGGAAAAGUGGAAAAAUUUCAUUGCGGCCUACUACGUUAAGCAUUCGCAGAUCCUUAAAAGUGUACGAACUGAGCCCUAACUUCAAGGCUAUCUUUAUGGUUCAAUCAUCGCUGCAACCCAAGGAUGCGUGAUGUUUUUCGUUCUUUUCUCGUGGUGAUGUUUCUCGCCUACUAGGAGGAUUAUUGUUAAGGUGGAAAAAUAGAAGAAAAGACGCAGGCAGAAAAAUGUCUCCACCGAUCCGGCAUUCAAUUUUAAUAUGAUGAUGCUGGCUAUAGGACGACGAAGGCGUCGAUGAGCGAUACUUCCGGACCCGGGCAAAAAAUAUUUUGGAACAGAUCUUUACGCUUUCCUGUUUUUCUUUCGUGCGUACGACAUCUUAACGUUCUGCGUGUGGACGAUUAUUCGUAGAAUAGGAGCAAAGUUAAUAAGACUAAACAGUGAUGUGUGUGAGAAGCGACUUCAAACGUUCGUUGGGUCGUUCGUCGGUGCGUUUAAUGGGAAUGCUUCAAAGGAAUUGAAAGUUCGUGAUUUAACCAGAACUUCAGCCUCAAACAAGUCGAGUCGAGUUGAUGAUGCCGAUAAUGGUUAUUAUUAUGAAGACGAUAAAAAAGGACAUUGGCCAGCAGUGGAACACCAGCAGCAACUGGGAACGGAGUGAAUGAACAUCUUUAAAAGUUUUUUUGUUUUCCCACCACGCACUCCAACCUCCGCUCGAAGUCCAACGACGAAAUACAACUACCUUCAUACAUACAUUGCCGAGAAAAUGGGCAAAAUAAGAGGAAAUUCUGCUCCGGGACCAUCAUGCCAACUUCGAGCAGCGGCAAAAACAAUAACUUAGAUUCAACACCCACGCACGUGAGGAUCCGGAUCCGAUGAAAUAAGUAAGCCCCGAGAGCAUUUUACUUGAUGGUGGCCAGGCCACUUAGUAGGUGCCCACUAUACACUUGGUGGAAGCGAGAUUUUACCCCGAAAGUCCCACGCACAAACUUUUUUUUUAUUGUUUGUGCUUCUCUCUCAAGCGAAUCUCGAACAUCGUCGUCAAUAUUUCCGUCACGUGAGGCGAGGUCCUUGCUUGCCAACUCCUUGGAGGCCAGCCUGCCUUGGAGGUAAGCUGACAGUCCCGCAGGGAGGGCAAAAGAAAAACCAAACCCACCCACCCACAAAACGGAGGAGGAGGACAUUCCUUUGCUUGGUGCCCCUGUUAGUGACAGCUCUUAUUAUUGACAUUAGUAUUAUUACUAUUAUCAUCUUCAUAAGACUCGGAAUCCCAUCAGAAACAGCCAGUACCAUGGGCAGCUUACCGAAUCUGAGCGAGCUUUCAACGGAACGCCUCGAGCGUCGCCUAGAGGAAAGGGAACGAAUUUUGGCCCGGGAGCGUAUCAUCGAGCGGGAUUUUGCCCGCGACAGCCGGGAACGACCGGUCUUCGUCCAUCAGCAACAGAUUGCCGCAGCCCGGGCGUUUUUCCAGCAAAAAUGUCCCCCAUCAUCACGGAAGGUGAUGCGAACGCGGAGUUCUGGUCAAGCGCACCACAUUUGGGACGAUCCUAUGAUAGAGCAAUACAUCACCAACUAUUCACCUGCCUCAUCGCGGAGUCAUCGCCUAGCGGUGGCACCCCCACUAGCCGCCGUUGGAGGAUAUCCCUUCCAGAGUUCCACUUUGGGUUACCGUCGACGUGAUUCAGUAAACAGUUCCAUUGGGGCAACCUCGGUGCGUCGAUUGCUCACGGUCAACAACCGGAGCUACGGAUGCCGACAUAAGAUUCCGACCCACGUGCGGACCAAAGUGACCAAAAACUUCAUCCUGCUAACCGUGGCUCAUGGGUUGAUGUGUGGAGCACUGAUUCCGCUAAUGGGCUUGCAAGGGUCAAACUCGACCUGGUUCCAGCAGGAAUCUUGGCUAGCGAUGGGACCGGAUGUGGGUUCGGGAUUGUUGAGUUUGUGCUGCCUAGUGACGGCCUUCAUGUGUUUGGCGACCACAAGGAUACUGCGAAGAUUCGGAUAUUCGAUUGUGUUGGCCGCAGUUUACGGGGGUCUGUGUGUGUUUUUGGCUACGCACAUCUAUCCGGUGCUCAUUUCGUUGAUUCCCGGCUAUUUGGUUCUAGGAUUAGUAUUGGGGCCUUCCGUGAUCUGUAAGCACAUUCUGGUGGUAUCAAUGGCGGGGAAGUUGAGCUGUUCUCAACCGGAGUGUGGGGGAAACAGUAUGGCAGGGGUUAGUGCCGAUAGUUAUGACGAUCAUAAAUUGCUGUGUAGCAAAGAAGAAAGUAUCAGGAAGUUGAGCCGUUGGUUCCGAGCGGCCGGAGAUUUCGGAAUAAUUAUGGGAACUGUGAUUGCAGCAUUUGUGUUAAGCUGUGGAUCUUCGUCCCGGCUGGGAUGUUACUACAUAUCGACGAUGUCAUCGGUGAAUGCUAGUGGAACAAUGAUCACCCAGAUAAACAGUAGUUUUCCAUCGGCCGGAAACGUAGGCUUCAAUCAAUUGCCGGAAGUCAGAACGACUACGACUUCCAGUCCGCAGGUUCCUAGCACAACAGUACGAAUGGAGAAAAUGACGGAAUUGCAAUCGUCAGCCAGGAUGAGUACACCGAGUAUGCCUACUCUCAAGACCUCUAUCUACAUUCCCGCGAACAAUGAAUGGAACUAA